Messenger RNA from Porites evermanni, 525 nucleotides. Lineage: Eukaryota; Metazoa; Cnidaria; Anthozoa; Scleractinia; Poritidae. The record is from the annotation of a GenBank genome assembly.
AUGGUAGCCGAAGUAGGGGUUGGGGCGCGGUCUGCAAACAAAUUUGCCCUUGAUCUUCACGAGAUCUUAAGAAGUGAAGGCAAUUUGGUCAACGAAAACCUUUUCUAUUCUCCUGCAAGUCUUCUCAUCGCCCUGGCGAUGACAUGUUUCGGAGCAAGGGGAAAAACUGCCCAGGAAUUAGCGACUGUUCUUCAUCUAAUCCCUGAUUCUUCAUCUGGGCCCAACAUGAAGAGGUUUCUGUCCAACCUCAAUUCAUCAAGCGACAACAACACCAAGCUGCUCACGGCAAAUAAGCUUUUCAUUGAAAAAAGCCUUGAAAUCCUGAAGUCGUAUAGAGCUGGGAUUCAAGAGUUUUACGAUUCUGAAGUUACCUCUGUGGACUACAAACAGCGCACUGAAGAAGUUAGAGAGGAGAUUAACAAGUGGGUGGAACAGAAAACAAACGACAAGAUCAAAGGACUUAUCCCUCCUGGAAUGCUAAGUUCUGACACAAGAUUGGUUCUGGUGAAUGCAAUUUACUUUAAA